Messenger RNA from Hemisphaericaspora subhashii, 3318 nucleotides. It is a transcript of the gene AMS1, whose product is annotated as alpha-mannosidase. Gene Ontology annotation, molecular function: carbohydrate binding; alpha-mannosidase activity. The record is from RefSeq and is a predicted model, not a curated record. NCBI's taxonomy places the organism in Eukaryota, Fungi, Ascomycota, Pichiomycetes, Serinales, Debaryomycetaceae. The transcript has a single exon. The coding region runs from base 1 to 3318 and encodes 1105 amino acids. Gene Ontology annotation, biological process: oligosaccharide catabolic process; mannose metabolic process. Gene Ontology annotation, cellular component: fungal-type vacuole membrane.
AUGAGUUACAAUAACUUCAAUCGUCAGCCACGGUUUAAGCCAGUUGAUCAUCUUUACGAAGCAAGAGUACGUCAAUUUACGGAUGGAGGAAGAUAUCGUGAUUUAAAUUUACCCAAAUUUUAUGAUUUACAUCGUCAAGAAAUACAAAAUUUACGGGCUUGGAGAGUUCCUGAUAUUGAUGGAAAGACUCAACGUCCAUUAUUUAAAGAUAUCGAUUUUGAUAAUGUAGAAUGGAAUCAUAUUGGAUUAGGUCAUAAUUUUGGUCCAAGCUGGAAAACUUGGUGGGUAAAAUUUUAUAUUGAUAUUCCUGAAGAUUGGUUGCAAUAUGAACAAAUUGAAAUUGAAUGGGAUACUGGAUCUGAAGGAUUGUUGUAUAAUUCUGAAGGAUUCCCCUUACAAGCUUUCUCAGGUGGCGAUAGAAGUGCAUUUAGAGUUGCUCCAGAAUAUAGAAAAACUGGUAAACAAUUAUUUUAUAUUGAAGUUGCAUGUAAUGGAAUGUUUGGUAAUGGAGAUGAUGGAGAGCCUAAUCCAAAUAGAUAUUUUAGAUUAAAUAGAGCUCACUUGAAUGUUCCUGAUUUAGAUGCUAAAAGAUUACAUUGGGAUUAUUGGAUUUUAGGUGAUGCAUCCCGUGAAUUUCCCGGUGGUUGGCAAAAAUAUCAAGCUGCUGAUUUAUGUAAUCGAAUCAUGAACGAAUUUGAUCCUAAUGAUCGUGAAAGUGUUAAACGUGGAAGAGAAUUGGCAAAACUGAUGUUGGGUGACAAGAUCGAUUCUGAAGAAGUGUUUGAUGAAUUUGAAAAUAAUUCAAUCAAAAGAAUUGAUGUUUUCGGAGUUGGAAAUUGUCAUAUUGAUACUGCUUGGGAAUGGCCAUUUGCUGAAACAAAACGUAAAAUUGUAAGAUCUUGGACUACUCAAUUACGGAUUGCUGAUGAAUAUCCCGAAUAUGUUUUCGUGGCACUGCAAAUGCAACAAUUUAAAUGGUUGAAACAAUAUCAUCCGGAAAUCUUCGAUAAGAUUCAUGAAAAAUUCACAAAUAAUCAAUUCUUACCAAUUGGUGGAUCUUGGGUGGAAAAUGAUACCAAUAUGCCAAAUGGGGAAUCCUUAAUUCGUCAAUUCGUCCUUGGUCAAAGAUAUUGUAUGAAUGAAUUUGGAUUCUAUUCAAAUAUCUUUUGGUUACCUGAUACAUUUGGUUACAGUUCUCAAAUCCCGCAAAUUUGUCAACUUGUAGGAAUCUCCCGUUUCUUAACCCAAAAAUUAUCUUGGAAUAACAUCAAUUCAUUCCCCUUGAGUACUUUUAAUUGGAAAGCCAUCGAUGGUUCCCAAGUGUUGGUUCACAUGCCUCCAGCAAAUACGUAUACCGCCGGUGCAAAUUUUGGUGACGUGAUCAGAUCCCAACACCAACACAAGAAUCUCAGAGAUGAACCCACCGGUCUCUUAUUGUACGGCCAUGGUGAUGGUGGUGGAGGUCCAACUGAAGAAAUGAUUGAGAAGUUGAGAAGAUGUAGAGGAUUGGCAAAUACUUGUGGAUUAAUCCCAACGGUUCAAUUAGGUGUUACGGUUGAUGAUUUCUAUGAACAUGUUUUGGAAAAAACCAAUAACGGUUCUGAAUUGCCUACUUGGACUGGUGAAAUUUAUUUGGAAUUCCAUAGAGGAACAUAUACUGUUCAAGCUUUGGUGAAGAAAUAUAUGAGAUUUGGUGAAGUUAAAUUACAUGAUUUAGAAUUUAUUGCUGGGUUGACAAGUAUUAAAUAUCCUAAAUAUAAAUAUCCAGCGAAAGAGAUUAAUGCUCUUUGGGAAGAUUUAUUAUUAUGUCAAUUCCAUGAUGUCUUACCUGGUAGUUCUAUUGGAAUGGUUUAUUACGAUGAAGUUCAUCCUAUGUUGGAAGCAUUAUUGAGAAAUUCUCAAGCUCUUAUUGAUGAAGCUUUACAUUAUUCAGGCAAGGUUUCUAAAUUGAAUGAUGUAAGUCUUGUUAAUACCUUACCUUGGGAUAGAUAUAAUGAAGUGGUUAAUGUCAAUAGACAUGAAUCACCAGAAUUGUAUCAUUUAUUGGGUGAGAAUAAAUGUGGAAUUGUUAAAGAUGAUGGUGAUUCUCUUGCUAUUUCAGUUAAUACAAUUGGUGGUGUUACUUCGAUUAACAGUAAACUUGAUUAUCCCGCUAGUGUUAAGGAGACUAAAGAUGGUUUUGUGUUGAGUAAUGGAGCGCUUACUGCUAAGAUUUCUUCUUCUGGUAUUGUUACCUCAUUGUAUGACGAAAUUAACCGUCGUGAAGUCAUUGACUCCACCCCAACUGAUCAAACAGGUGACAGUGUUGUUGGUGGUAAUCAAUUUGUUUUAUUCGAUGAUCAACCAACUAAUUGGCCAGCUUGGGAUACUGAAUUAUAUUCCUUGGAAAAGUUUAAAUUAUUAACCAACGGUAAAGCCAAAAUCUUGGUCAAUGACAAAUACGAAUCUUCAAUUGAACUCUAUCAUAAGAUUUCAUCUGAAUCUUCAAACACCACGAUUAUUUCCCUUGCUGGUUUGAAAUCUUCCAAGAACUUAGAUAACAAUUAUCUUAAAUUCUCAAGUAAAGUUAAAUGGCAUGAAAACUACAAAUUCCUCAAGGUCCAAUUCCCAACCACUUUAUACACCCCACAAUCCGCCAAUUACGAGACUCAAUUCGGUAUUACCCAACGUCCAACCCAUUACAAUACUUCUUGGGAUAUUGCUAGAUUCGAAGUUGCCCAUCACAAAUUCAUGGAUUUGAGUGAAUUCAAUUAUGGUGUCUCCAUCUUAAACAACUGUAAAUAUGGAGGAGCAAUUCAUGGUAAUUUGAUCAGAUUGUCUUUGUUGAGAAGUGCAAAAGCUCCAGAUAAUAAAGCUGAUAUGGGAGAUUAUCAUGAAUUUGAAUAUGCAAUUUAUCCUCAUGCUGGUAAUUUGGGUGAAAGUACCGUUAGAGCUGGUUAUAAUUUCAAUUAUAAGCUUGUGACGAAACCAAUCCCAGCUGCUGCUUCUGAUUUGUUUAAAGCUAUUACAUUGGAAAAUGCCGGUUCAAUUGUUUUGUCUCAUAUUAAGAGAGGUGAGAAUGAUUUUGAUGUGAAUCAGUAUGCGGCAUAUAAAACUGAUACGCCGGAAAGAUCAAUCGUGUUGAGAAUUUAUGAGUCAUUAGGUGGUAAUUCUAAUGCCAGAGUUAAGUUUGAUAAGAAUGUUGUGAAUGUUGAUAAGGUGGUUAAGACUUGUGGGUUGGAACAUGAUAAAGAGGAAUUAAAGGUUAAUGAUGAUUAUUCUGUUGAUAUUUCAUUGAGAGGAUUUGAAAUUAUCACUUUGAAGGUUUAUUUGAAAUGA